CUGCUGCUCCUAUCAGUUUCCAUACUAUAUUGUUGUCUCGAAACAGUAAUUAUUAUCAAAAUAUAAUAAAAAGAUUUCCUGAAAACACACAAUGCUUUCUUUCUUUUUUUUGUUGCUUAACUUUAUAAAUCUUCUAUACAUACUUUUUCAGAAGGGUUUGGUUUGUGUGUUUGGUUUGUGUGUUGCGUGUGAGUAAAAAGAAAGUUCUUAGCUUUGGGUGAAACACUGUCUUAUUCCACUCCUCUUCUCUUGGGUUUCUCUCUCUCUCUCUCUCUGACUGCUUCCUUCCUUCUCUGUAUUUACUCUUAUCUCUGGAUCUCAUUGCUUCUGUCUGUGGAGUAAACUUGAGGAUCUCUAACAAAUAAAAAAAAAAGCAAACUUUUUUUUUGAUGCUCUGAGCUGUUGUUGUGCAUUGUCCCUUUCAAAGGUUCUGUAGAAAAGAUUCCAACUGUUUUCUGGAACUUUGUUGCGAGGUUGAGAGUUCUUAAGGCAAAAAAUAUAACAAAAUGGCAACACUUUCGGAUAUUGGGGUAUCAGCAGGGAUAAACAUCCUCAGUGCAUUCAUUUUCUUCAUAAUCUUUGCGGUUCUGAGGCUCCAGCCCUUCAACGACAGAGUCUACUUCUCCAAAUGGUACCUCAAGGGUCUGAGAAGCAGCCCUUCCCGUGGUGGCGCCUUUGUACAGCGCUUUGUCAACCUUGACUUCAGGGCUUACUUGAAGUUCUUGAACUGGAUGCCUGAGGCUCUCAAGAUGCCUGAGCCUGAGCUCAUCGAUCAUGCCGGUUUGGAUUCUGUUGUCUAUCUCAGGAUUUACUGGCUCGGGCUUAAGAUCUUUGUUCCGAUAGCAGUGCUUGCGUGGGCAGUUCUUGUGCCGGUUAACUGGACGAACAACACAUUGGAGUUGGCUAGGCAGCUAAGGAAUGUAACUUCCAGCGAUAUUGACAAGCUGUCUGUUUCGAAUAUCCCAGAGUACUCAAUGAGGUUUUGGACACAUAUAGUAAUGGCGUAUGCCUUUACCAUCUGGACUUGUUAUGUGUUGAUGAAAGAAUAUGAGACGAUUGCUAACAUGAGGCUUCAGUUUGUUGCAUCAGAAGCUCGUCGACCUGACCAGUUCACUGUUCUUGUCAGAAAUGUACCUCCGGAUGCAGAUGAAUCUGUUAGUGAACUAGUUGAGCAUUUCUUCUUCCUGGUCAACCACCCUGAUCACUACCUCACUAAUCAGGUUGUAUGCAAUGCAAACAAGCUAGCUGAUUUGGUGAAAAAGAAGACGAAGAUGCAGAACUGGCUUGACUACUACCAGCUCAAAUACGCUAGAAACAACUCUAACAGACUCAUGGUGAAGCUUGGUUUCCUUGGGCUUUGGGGACAAAAAGUGGAUGCAAUCGAACACUACAUCGCUGAAGUAGACAAAAUAUCAAAAGAGAUAGCUAAAGAGAGAGAGGAAGUGGUGAAAGAUCCCAAGUCCAUCAUGCCUGCAUCUUUCGUCUCUUUCAAAACUCGUUGGGCUGCUGCCGUCUGUGCUCAGACACAGCAGACCCGGAACCCGACCCAGUGGCUAACCGAAUGGGCUCCAGAGCCUCGUGAUGUCUACUGGCCGAACCUUGCUAUCCCAUACGUAUCUCUGACCGUUAGAAGACUGUUAAUGCACGUUGCCUUCUUCUUCUUAACCUUCUUCUUCAUCAUCCCAAUCGCCUUUGUUCAAUCUCUUGCCACCAUCGAAGGCAUUGUCAAAGCUUCUCCGUUCUUGAAGGUUAUCGUUGAAGAUAAGUUCAUGAAGUCAGUUAUACAAGGCUUUCUACCUGGUAUAGCACUGAAGCUCUUCCUCAUGUUCCUCCCAUCCAUCCUCAUGAUCAUGUCCAAGUUCGAAGGCUUCACAUCCAUCUCAUCCUUAGAGAGACGCUCGGCGUCUAGAUACUACAUCUUCAACUUCGUGAACGUGUUUCUCGCCAGCGUCAUCACCGGAGCUGCGUUUGAACAGCUCAGCGCUUUCCUCAACCAAUCGCCAAACCAAAUCCCAAAGACCAUCGGCGUGGCUAUACCGAUGAAAGCAACUUUCUUCAUAACUUACAUAAUGGUCGACGGCUGGGCGGGUGUGGCUGGAGAGAUUCUGAUGCUGAAACCUCUCGUUAUGUUCCAUCUCAAGAACACGGUCUUGGUCAAGACUGAGAAAGACAGAGAGGAGGCGAUGGAUCCAGGGAGCAUCGGUUUCAACACUGGGGAGCCGAGGAUACAGCUUUACUUCCUUCUCGGUCUUGUCUACGCUCCUGUCACGCCUAUGCUUCUUCCUUUUAUAUUGGUUUUCUUCGCUCUUGCUUACAUUGUGUACCGUCAUCAAAUCAUAAACGUGUACAAUCAAGAGUACGAGAGCGCUGCAGCGUUCUGGCCAGACGUUCAUGGACGAGUCAUAUCUGCUUUGAUAAUAUCUCAGCUGCUUCUUAUGGGUCUGUUGGGGACUAAACACGCUGCGUUGGCUGCACCGUUUCUCAUUGCUCUGCCUGUGCUUACCAUCGGGUUCCACCACUUCUGCAAAGGUCGUUACGAGCCAGCUUUCGUCAGAUACCCUCUACAGGAAGCUAAGAUGAAAGAUACAUUGGAAAACGCGAGAGAGCCGAACCUGAACCUCAGAGGAUACUUGCAGAGUGCUUACGUGCAUCCAGUGUUCAAAGGCGAUGAAGACGAUGAUGAGUAUGAUGAUGACAAGCUGGGGAAGUUUGAGGAGGAAGCAAUUAUUGUUCCUACGAAACGUCAGUCGAGGAGGAAUACUCCUGCUCAUAGCAUGGUCAGCGGAGAAUCUUCACCCUUUAGUGGUAAAGUCUAGAGAAACAUUUUUCGACACGUACAUAUAUACACAUAUGGUACUUUUCUAUAUGUACAUAGACAAAAGAGAAAGAACGGAUUACGUUGUAGCUCUCAGUGAAGUACUAAUGUCAAAACCUGAUGAUGAGUGUUGAGUCUUUCGUCACGUGUAGAGGUCGUAGUCAUACACAACACUUUGAACCGUUUGCCCUUCGGAUCAUAGCCUAAAUACAUUUCUACAAUCUUCUCUUU
Molecule: messenger RNA, 3046 nt
Organism: Raphanus sativus (radish)
Lineage: Eukaryota; Viridiplantae; Streptophyta; Magnoliopsida; Brassicales; Brassicaceae
Product: calcium permeable stress-gated cation channel 1
Exons: 9
Coding region: 507-2816 (769 amino acids)
Cellular component (GO): plasma membrane
Molecular function (GO): calcium-activated cation channel activity
Source: RefSeq, a predicted model, not a curated record